UCCAGUUGUCUGAUCUCAGGCCCUUGUUCCCGCACUGCCUGCUGGAAAACUGUGUGUCUUGGUUUUUCGGUGGCAGGUGAUAAUGCCAUCAGACAGCACUUUCCUGUCCUCUCGGAGGCAGCAGCACUUAGGGGUUUUCCCUGGCCGUGCUCACUCUCCAGAUGGGCGGGAGGAGCCAGUGUCCUCCACGGGUCGGAGCGCCUCACCACAGCGGCCUGCUCCCAGCUCCAUGGGGACUUGCAGGCCAUUUACUGAGCUGAUUUUCCUUAUAACCUCCCAUAUGCACGUCUUCAUUUCCAGUUCUUCCAUGCUACUGACUCUGUGACGAGUCUCUAUAUUGUACUCUUACAACACCGAAGAACGGCGAGGACUCCCAGCCUCUCCUCUGCCUCACUGCCCACCCUGGCAGUUGCUGUCCUCGCUGGGCAGGACGCAGUUCAGCGAGGUGCGCUGGGACAGCCAGAGACAAGGGCAAAAUCAACGCAGCCCCGAGCAACCCCGCGCCGGCCUGAAGCCGGAACCCGUGAAGUAGGUGGGGGGCUUGGGCCGGGCCCAUGCCGAGGGCUGCGGCCUCGGGGCGCCUCGGCGAGUGCGUAGGCUGAGACCUCCGCCUGCCCGCUCGCGGAGAGGCCCCGUCCCGACGGGGCUCCCUCAGGGCCGGUGCCUCCGCGGCGCUAGAUCCUGCCUCGCGCCGGUACCACGGAGCUUGGCUGCGCCGGCGCCAGAGCGGCACCGGAAGCGGUUGCCGGAAGCGGCCGUGGCGUCCCGCGGGGCGAUGGCGGCAGGCGGCCCCUGAGGCGCCGCCAUGUACUCUGGUGCCGCUGCGGGACCGCCGCGCCGGGACUUCAUCUCCGUCACUCUCGGCCCGGAGGAGGCGAUCGGGGUCGGUGGCUACAACAACAGCAAGGCUCGGCGGCGGCGCUCCUGCUGGAGGAAAUGGAAGCAGCUGUCCCGACUCCAGCGGAGUGUCAUUCUCUUCCUGCUUGCGUUCUUGGCAGUGUGUGGAGUAAUUUCAUACACAAGCAUGGGGGAAGCAUGGAAAAGUAUAACAAACAAAUCAUUGGAUGAUCAGAGAACAGAACAAGAAAUUCCUAGAUUAAAGCUAGCAAAUCCAGCUGUUCUACCAGCACCCCAGAAAGCAGAUGGCAACCAUGGAGACUAUCCUGAGCUUUCACUGCAGAAGCCACCAAAACUGCCUCAUGUUCGUCGUGGUCCUUCCAAUCUUCAGAUCAAGGCACCACAGAGAGACACAAGGCUGAAGACCCGACAUGAUACCAUGAGGGCUGCAGAAGAGCUGGUCAAAGUGGAUAAAGUAGAGAGAACAGAGAAAUCCAUUAUCAGCUGGAGAGGAGCAGUGAUAGAACCUGACCAAAGCACUGAACCUCCAUCCAGUAAAAUAAUGGAACCAGAAAAACCUUCAUCUGUGGAAGCUGAAGACCAGAAAGAACCAGUGCCCAUCAAUGAACGCCAGCUGGCUGUGAUUGAAGCCUUCCGCCAUGCCUGGAAAGGGUACAAGGAUUUUGCCUGGGGCCAUGAUGAGCUGAAGCCUUUGUCCAAGUCCUACAGCGAGUGGUUUGGACUUGGGCUUACCUUAAUUGAUGCCUUGGAUACCAUGUGGAUUUUAGGCUUAAAAGAAGAGUUUGAAGAAGCAAGAAAAUGGGUAGCAAAUGAUUUAGUAUUUGAUAAAAAUGUGGAUGUGAACCUAUUUGAGAGCACUAUCCGUAUCCUGGGUGGCUUGCUGAGCACCUACCACCUCUCCGGAGAUAGCCUUUUCCUGGAAAAAGCUAAAGACAUUGGAAAUAGGCUUAUGCCAGCAUUCAAGACCCCCUCCAAGAUACCAUAUUCUGAUGUCAACAUUGGUCGGGGCACUGCACAUCCCCCUCGCUGGACAUCUGAUAGCACUGUGGCAGAGGUGACCAGCAUUCAGUUGGAGUUCAGGGAGCUGUCUCGUCUGACUGGAGAUGAGAAAUUCCAGAAAGCUGUAGAUGAGGUGAUGAAACAUGUUCACACCCUCUCAGGGAAAAACGAUGGCCUCGUCCCUAUGUUCAUAAACACCAACAGCGGGCAGUUCACCCACCUGGGGGUCUACACUCUGGGAGCCAGAGCUGACAGCUACUAUGAGUAUCUUCUCAAGCAGUGGAUUCAGGGUGGAAAGAAAGAAAAUGAGCUGUUGGAAGACUAUAUGAGAGCCAUAGAAGGAGUGAAAAAGCAUCUUCUUCAGAGAUCAGAACCCAAGAAGCUUACUUUUGUAGGAGAGCUUGCUCAUGGCCAUUUCAGUGCCAAGAUGGAUCACUUAGUUUGCUUCUUGCCGGGUACUUUAGCAUUGGGAGCUCACAAUGGACUGGCUGCUGAUCAUAUGAAAUUGGCUGAAACUCUUAUAGAAACCUGCUACCAGAUGUAUGCUCAAGUAGAGACAGGCCUGAGCCCAGAGAUUGUACACUUCAACCUCCAUGCACAGAAGGGCCACAAGGAUGUGGAAAUCAAGCCUGCAGACAGGCACAACUUAUUGCGACCAGAAACCGUGGAAAGCCUUUUUUAUAUGUACAGAUUCACUGGUGAUAAGAAAUACCAAGACUGGGGCUGGGAAAUCUUGCAGAAUUUCAACAGAUACACCCGGGUUCCUACAGGUGGUUAUACUUCCAUUAACAACGUUCAGAAUCCAAGUAAUCCAGAACCCCGGGAUAAAAUGGAGAGCUUCUUCCUUGGGGAAACACUCAAAUACAUGUUUCUGCUGUUUUCAGAUGACAUAGACUUAAUCAACCUUGACAAAUAUAUCUUUAACACGGAGGCUCAUCCACUCCCUAUCUGGGUGUCAGCAUAGACUCUGCAUCAGUGGAUCUUCCAGUUGGUGGCAUUUUUAUCUUCAAGUCACUUUACGUUUCAGGGUUUGAGGAGAGAUGCUAUAAUGCACCUUUUUUGACUUCAAACAACAAACAAAAGCUUAGGAAAAGCAUCUCAGUUUGAAGAAAUCAUGUCAGUCUUAAAUCUAAUCCCUGGUUCUGGGAUGGACAAAGCUGUGCCACGUGAAGUUGGUUUCUCUGGUACUGAUGAUGAGGUUCAGAAGGUAAUUGUAGCGUGGACCAUGACAUUCCUGGGGCUCUGGUGACCCAGAACUCACUUAUGUCAGUGUUACUAAAUACACAUUUAAUACUGGAAAUGUAGCGAGUUGGCUUAGGGCACAGCAUUGUUCCUGGAGAGCAGGAAUAAGCCUACGGUUUUCUGGUUUAUUCUGGAUUCACUGAAAUACUGAAUUACAGAGCCAUUCCUUUGUCAGACUGUGACAGUGGUUCAUGUGGAAAGUGGAAUAAACAAAGAGCUGUAGUGCUGUCCCAGGGAGAAGCUGUCAGUAUUGCUGCUGGUACUCUGAUCUCAUUUUGAACUCCCAAGCUAUGCUGCAUCACCUUAGAAAGAGGAGGCAGCAGGGCAUCUGUUAUAUAGUGUCUUAGUUUUGUAGAGCACUUUGAACAGUCUGUUCAAGCUGUGGCUGAAAUGAAUGGUGAAAGAGAAUUUGCUGCUGGUUUGGCUCAAAGUGGUAUAUAAUUUUGUAGAGUUAUUGCAGUUUUUUAACUUCCCUGCAGGAAUGCAGGAAAUAAUGUGAAAUGCGAGUAAAACUACAUGUGCAUUUUA
Molecule: messenger RNA, 3627 nt
Organism: Prinia subflava (tawny-flanked prinia)
Lineage: Eukaryota; Metazoa; Chordata; Aves; Passeriformes; Cisticolidae
Gene: MAN1B1
Product: mannosidase alpha class 1B member 1
Exons: 13
Coding region: 806-2821 (671 amino acids)
Biological process (GO): carbohydrate metabolic process; mannose trimming involved in glycoprotein ERAD pathway
Cellular component (GO): membrane; endoplasmic reticulum
Molecular function (GO): calcium ion binding; mannosyl-oligosaccharide 1,2-alpha-mannosidase activity
Source: RefSeq, a predicted model, not a curated record